AUGGCACUCCUUAUAACAGCCGGUGAUGUUCUUUUGAUCCUUGUCGCUAUUUUACUACCGCCUGUUGCGGUGCUCAUUGCGACAGGAUGUAGUGCUGAUUUCUGUAUAAAUAUCGGCUUAACUUUACUCGGAUAUAUUCCCGGGCAUAUACACGCAUUUUACGUGCUAUACAAAAAAUCCGAGCAACGUGAAAUACUUGCACGUCGUCGAGCGGUAUUAACGUCCCCAUCGAUGCCAGUUUCGGGUGCGGCU
Messenger RNA from Ambispora leptoticha, 252 nucleotides. NCBI's taxonomy places the organism in Eukaryota, Fungi, Glomeromycota, Glomeromycetes, Archaeosporales, Ambisporaceae. The record is from the annotation of a GenBank genome assembly.